AUGAAAAUUAUAGAUCAACCAAAAAAUAAUUACCGUACCAAGAGAGGUCUAAUCAAUUUAGUUGGGAGAGUAUCUAACGUCCUAUUCGGUGUAUGUGACGACACCGACGUAGAAUAUUUUUAUAGUAAAAUAAGAGAUCUUGAAAUUUCAAAUUCGCGCGUUUCUAAAUUAUCUGAUGCACAAAUACAAAUUAUGCAAUCAAUUAUAUCAAACGUAAACUCAUCGCUAUUAGAAAUAAAUAAAAAUGAAAUUAAUUUAGCCGACAAGUACAGUUAUCUACUUCAUGAAAUGCAAGCAGAGAAAGCUGCAAUAGGUAUCUUAAAUUUUAAAACAGCACUAGAAGAAAGAAUAUCAUUAUUAAAUAUAAUUUUAACACAAUACGCAUUUGAAACAGAAAAUUUACUAAAUAUAAUAAAUAUGGCCCUACAAGAUUUCAUUCACUCCAGUAUAUUAGAUACAAAUACCCUUAAAAACUAG
Rhopalosiphum padi (bird cherry-oat aphid) is the source of this 477-nucleotide messenger RNA. RefSeq lists its product as uncharacterized. The transcript has a single exon. Lineage: Eukaryota; Metazoa; Arthropoda; Insecta; Hemiptera; Aphididae. The record is from RefSeq and is a predicted model, not a curated record. Bases 1 to 477 code for a protein of 158 amino acids.